Eriocheir sinensis (Chinese mitten crab) is the source of this 7861-nucleotide messenger RNA. RefSeq names its product prolyl endopeptidase FAP-like. NCBI's taxonomy places the organism in Eukaryota, Metazoa, Arthropoda, Malacostraca, Decapoda, Varunidae. The transcript has 21 exons. The record is from RefSeq and is a predicted model, not a curated record. Gene Ontology annotation, biological process: proteolysis. Gene Ontology annotation, molecular function: serine-type peptidase activity; dipeptidyl-peptidase activity. Bases 3219 to 5666 code for a protein of 815 amino acids.
GGAGGUUAAUAAGGGUAAUUGAUGUUAAGUGGAGGAGAUUAAGAGGAGCAGAUUAGAAGGAGGUGGAGGAGGAAGAAGAAGAAGAGGAGGAGGAGGAACAUAACUAUUACACCACCUCAUUAACGUUAACUUAAUAAUUAGAGAGAAAAAUAAAAAAGUCAAAACGAAACAGGUAAACGAAACUUAGAAAUGAAAAUAAUGAAUGGAUGAAUAUAAAAAAGAAUAAGGAGAUAUGAAACCAAGAGAACAAACGGCAUGAUAAAAACAAAGAAAACAAAAAGAAAAAUAUGAAAAAAAGCUGAAAUACAAGAAAAAAUAGAAGAGAUAAAAAAUGAAGUGGACAUGAAACAGAAGCUACUGGGAACAUAAAAACGAAAGAAAAGAAAAGAAAAUAAGAAAAACCAACACGAAAACAAGAAAACAAAUAAAUAAACAAAUACAAAAUAGCGAAAUAAGAACAAAAUAUAGCCUGGCUACCCGCGAAAGACGGAAAGAAAGAAGAGUGAGUGCCAAGAAAGACGAGAGUGAGGUGUAAGUGCCAAGGAGGUGGUGUUGUGAGAUAGUGGCGAGGGCAGUGCCAAUGGGGGGGCGAGGUGGACGCGAGGAGUGCCAAAGGAGGGGUGGACAGUGCCAGGCUGGGGCGAGGGUGUCUGUGAGGGCAGGGAGGAAGUGGAGUGACUGAGAAGGACGCGAGGAGAGAGAAGACUAAUAUGAGUGGAUGAUUUGGGCAGUGUCAAUGUGGUAUGUGGAGUGAGAAAGUGUCUAAAUGUGGUAUGUGGAGUAAGAAAGUGUCUAGAGAGUGAUACAGGGAGUGUGAGACGGUAAGAACGUGACGGAUUUACAUUAGUGACUUACCAGCGACAUAUAGAAAAAACAAUCAGUAAAAACAUCGAAAAAAGAUAAAGAAAUAAUUAAAGACUUCUAUACUCGAAAAUAACAACAACAAAAAAACGAAAGACAGAAAAAAAACUAAAGAUACCCUACGCUAAAAUAGAGAAAAUUAAUAAAACAGGAAUUAAGGAAAAAUUGGAACAACUAAAAUAAGAUAAGCCAGACCACGCUGCCCAAGGAAUAAAUAUGUAACCUGAGCAGUGCCAAAGCGAUGUUGGAGCGUAACAGCACCUAGAGGAGGCGGAGGAGGUAGAGGUGGAGAGAGUGGAGGUGAAAUGAUGUGGGCAGUGCCAGAGAAAUGAAGAGAGGGUGCACAAGAAAGCGUAGAAAGUGACGAAGAGGAUGCAGAACGUGCCAUGCAAGUAAUCUGGACAGUGCCUGCGUGACUAAAAAGCAAAGAAAUGCCCAGAAAGUAACAUGAAUACUAGGAAAGUGAAAUGAAAACAAGAAAACAAAAAAGGUGAUUAAAAGAACUUGGGAAUGUGAAACGCAAUGAUCAAAAGAUAUACAUGAUACUGCGAUGCGUAAGAGGUAGUGCAGCGCCUCUCAGAUCAUGAAUGGUACGAAAGUGAAGUAAAAACAAGAAACCAGAGAUAAGUUACUAUAAGAACGUGGGAAUAUGAAACGCAGUGAUAAGAAAAUACACGAAAGAAGUUAAUCAGUGCCUAAGCCCGUAGAGUGUGACGUGGGGAGUGUCGGUGUAGCGAGAUGAAAUGCGGUCAGUGGCGGAACGGCCGGGAGGGUGAGACAGCUAAGAAAGUGACUAAGAGGAUGCAGAACGUACCAUGCAAGUAUCUGGGCAGUGCCGGUGUGACUAUAUAAGGAAAACAGUGCCCCCAAAACCAUAGAUAGUACGAAAGUGAAGUGAAAACGAGAAAACAAAAAAAAAGGUGAUGAAAAGAACGUGUGGGAAUGUAAAACGCAAUUCUCAAGAGAUGCGGGUGAUUGUGACGUGACAUAAGCAGUAAAACAUGAAUCGUAUGUAAAUGAAGUGGAAAUGGGACCCCCCAAAUAAAGGAAAAAUAAAAUAAAACGUGGGUAUGUGAAACGCAAUGAUUAAAAGAUAGCUACACGUCAUAUCAAACGGGGGUCAGAUAUUAAUUAGUGCCUAGAAAGUGAUGUAGAGGGUGUCAGUGCUGCGAAUGCAGUGGAGAUAACAACAGUGAUGUGACGAAGUGAAGGAAGGAAAGAAGGAAUGAAGGAAGGAAUGGAGGAGAGACGGACACAUGGACAGAGAUAGACAGACAGAGAGAUAGACAGUCGAUAGGAAAGUGACUAUUAACAUUAGCGCCUUGCCCUCGACAGAAAAAGAGGACAAAAAUAAACAGUAAAAAAAAAGAUAAAAAAACAAAUACAAAGAAUUUAGAAGUAGCAAAAACAAUAACAAAAGCGGAAAACAAUUAAAGCUAAAAUACACUUUAAUAGAAAAAAUGAAUGAAAACAAAAAAAUGACGAAGAAAUAAGAAAAAAAACCUAGAGAGUAAAGAAAGACGCAAUAGCCUAAAUAAAACCGCAAAUAUGACCUCAUCCUCUUCUCCUUCAGUGACCCAACUUAACCCCUGACUAAAGGAGGCAAGAAAGAGGAGGGGGGGUAGGAGGAGGAGGAGGAGGAGGGGGAGGAAGGAGGAGGAGGGGGAGGAAAGUGGAGAGGAAAUAGAGGAGAGUAAGGAGUAAGUAAAGAGAGAGAGAGAGAGAGAGAGAGAGAGAGAGAGAGAGAGAGAGAGAGAGAGAGAGAGAGAGAGAGAGAGAGAGAGAGAGAGAUCCGUGACGCAGUGCAGAGAAAGUGAACGGAGGGUCGGUUGUGUCUAACAGAAAUGGGAAACUCGUCCAGAAUAUAGGGACUGAGACGGGGAGGAGAGGAGGAGGAGGAGGAGGAGGAGGAGGAGGAGGAGGAGGGGGAGGUGCUAGUGGCCAAAGAGAGGUGGAGGACGAGGACGAGGAGGAGGAAGAAGAAGAGAACGAAGACAAAAAAGACAGAUAGCAUCCUCAUAGAAAUAAGGAAAUAAGGGGAGGAGGAGGAGGAGGAGGAGGAGGAGGAGGAGGAGGAGGUGAAGGAGGAUAGUGGAGGAAAACAAACUAUAAAAGAAAGAGAAAGUGUGUGAGAGAAAACAAAGACAAACUCUCGAAGAAGAAAGGAAGUUCCAAGAAAAAAAUAAAGAAGAAAAGAGGAAAAGAAAGAAGACAAAAAAGGAGAGAGCGAGAGGAGACAAGAACAGCGAGAAAGGAUACCAGUUCUUCUUCUUCUUCUUCUUCUUCUAUUUCAAGAGCGCCUUCGGACGCUAAAAUUAUGUGAGGGAGUGACAGAUGUCCGCGAACCCAACACGGUCAUGGGACGUAGAAUGAUCGCCAACAGUAUGGAACAAAAUGAAUGGAAAGUUCCCCCCGACAACACGGUCCAGGUGGUGGACCCCAUGGGCAUGAAUGAGAGCUACCUUGAAUAUCUUGAAUACCUGCGGAAGGAGGAGGAGGAAGCCGAGGGUCCCAAGAGAAACUGGGCUGGCAUCUUCAUCUCGCUGGGCAUCAUCUCCUUCGUGCUCAUCAUGGUCACGGUCGCCACCUUCAUCGUUGGAGAGCCGACGCCACCUUUCUACGGCCGCCGCCUCGUCAUCACCGACCUCCAGAACCCCGACCUCAUGGCCUCGGCGAUGGGCACGCAGUGGGUCGCCGACAACCAGCUGGCGUACCUGUCGGAGGGUCAAGGCAUACGCAUCCUCAACCUUCGAUCGAGACUCAACACCACGCUCGUCACCAACAUAGCGCUGCACCAGACGGGCGCCGAGGAGUUCAUGGUGUCGCCCGACCUUCGCUACGUGUUACUGGUGCAUGAUGUCAUCAAGGGUCGGCUGUACACGCGGACGGCGGAAUACAGCAUCUAUGACGUCACCACAGACCACUAUUACCCCCUCAAGCUGUGGCGGCACGACGUGGGGCAGCCGCGGUACCAGCACGCCGCCUGGGUGGGGGACACGGGCGCCAAGCUGGUGGUGGUGCACGAGGCCAACCUGUACCUACUGCCUGCGCCCAACCACAACCCCGUCACGCUCACCACCGACGCCACGCCCGACCUCCUCUACAACGGCGUGCCCGACAUCCUUUACGAGGAGAUCCUGGGCCGGAACAACGCCGUGUGGCCGAGUCCUGGGGGGCAGUACCUGGCGGCGGCGUCCUUCAACGAGUCCGGGGUGCGGGAGCUGCCCGUACUGGUCUACUCCGAGAACGUGUACCCGACCGUCCACACGCUGCGGUACCCGACCGUGAACACGCCCAUCCCCGAGGUGUGGGUGUGGGUGUACGACCUCACCAGCAACAAGAUCCCGCGGCCCAGAACGCGGCUCGUCCCGCCCGAGCCCAUCACAGAAUCCCACUACUUGGUCAGCAUGGGCUGGGUCAACGCGUCGACGGUGUGGGCGUCGUGGGCCUCGCGUGACCAGAGCACCGCCGUCCUGGCCACCUGUGAACAUCCGUCAUGGAACUGCUCUCUGGUGCACGUCAACCACAAGGAGGGCGGCGGCGUAUCCCCGGUGGUGGGCUCCGUGGUGUGGGCGGGGAGCUGGGCUGUGUUCCCCUGGUCCGUCCGCACCCUCUCCGGCGCCUGGCACAACCACGUGGCUCUUGUGGGUGCCAAGGAGGGCCGCCACGCGCCCCUGCCCCUGGAGGAGUACCACGUGACGCAGGUGCUCGGCUACGACACCAACAGGAGCCUCGUGUACUUCAGGGGCUCAGAGCUUCAGAACGGGGCGGGGCGGCAGCAAGUGUACAGUGUUUAUAAGGAGGACCAGAAGGUGAACUGCGUGACCUGCCUCCUCGGGUGCCCUUACGUGGAGGCCGACCCCAACCCCGCGCUCACCUACAUGAUCGUCACCUGCCUGGGCGCCGACCUCCCCUCCACACACCUGUUGCGCCUCGCCACCAAUAAGACGCGAGCGAGAACGACCGCCCUCCACAAGCAAGAUAAACUCAGGGUGGCGCUUAAUGACCUGGCCCUCCCGGUGGUGAUCUCCCUGGACGUGGCCCUCGAGCCCGCCCUGCACGCCGCGGUCACCCUCACCCUCCCGCCGGGCUGGUCAACAGAGGACGACACGCUGCUCUACCCGCUGGUCGUGCAGAUGGUCGGGCCGAGCGAGUGGAACGUGGAGCACCCGCUGUGGCACCUGGGCUGGCGGGAGUACCUGUCUUCCGGGCACCAGGUGGCCCACGCGAAGGUGCUGCUGUGGGGGAGCGACCCGUCCACGCGCUCCUCCACGCACACGCUGGCGAUGCACAUGGCCAAGGUGGUGAGGAAGAUGCUGGAGCAGUUCGACUUCCUGGAUCCCAAUAACGUGGCGGCGUGGGGAUGGGGCUCCGGCGCCUCCCUCGCCCUCGACGCCACCGCCCUCGAGCCCACCCUCCUCAAGUGUGUCGCCGCCGUCAACCCCGUGGUGGACUGGCGCGCCCACGGGUCCUUCUGGGCGGAGCGACUACUUGGGUCGUCCGACAGCGAGGGGUCCGGGCGCCGCUACGAGGACAGUGACCUGACACGCCUGGCGCCCUCCCUCGGCUCGGGCCGCGUGCUGCUGGCCCACGGCACCCGGGACCCCGCCGCCCACCACGCCUUCCUGAUGGCCCACGCCCUCAUCUCCAGCGAGUCUUACUUCACGCAUGUGGUGUACCCGGACAUGAGCUACCCGCUGCUCCCGGGUCGCUACCACCUACAAGGCGAGCUGGACCGAUUCAUCCUGCAGCGGGGCUGUGUGGGACGCCCGCUCGAAAGGAAGGUCACCCUCGACUGGGGCUAACGGAUACCCCCACUACCGCCUCCGCCUCCAAGAGGUCUAUACCGACGACGACUACAUGCUCGACCUCAACCGCUACCACCUCAUGAACGCCUUCAAAAAGUUCUUCUUCAGCUGCCUCCACGACCCGCUUGUCUACGAACUUCAGGAGCAGUGACUCGCCGCCACGCCCAGCCGCCCCGCCACCCAGCCCGCCGCCCAGCCCGCCAGGAACCCAAGACAAAAUGAUCUUUCCACAUGUCUACCUACCUCCACGCCUUCAGCUGUGGGUUGCCCCAUGGUGCAGAGGGAUGGAGGGAUGCUGCUCAGUGUCGGGAGAUGCAGAAACCCUCGGUGGACGGAGUACUGGCGAUGUAAAGAGCGAAAAGGAUAGAGUCACGAGGUCAGAGGAAGGUGAACACACGCGGCGUUGGCGGAAGCUCACAAUGGACUGUCGACUUUUUUUUACCGUUUUUCUUGUUUUUUUCACUUGUUUUGCCCGUCCUGCCGUGUAUAUUUGUACGUGUAUAUAUGUGUGUCUGUGCCCGCAACAUUGUAUAUCUAUAAGUUUGUUUGAGAGAGAGAGAGAGAGAGAGAGAGAGAGAGAGAGAGGGAGUGUGUCAGCAGUUUCUCCGUUCCGUUAUCUCGUGAAGCAAUAAAUACGAAACAGCGAGACGUGUAAAUAAACGAAGCAGUGUAAUAAUUAACCAUAAGACAAACUAGAAGACGAAGUACUACAUGCGUAUAAAACGAAGGAAAGUCUUCUGCAAUAUAAGAAACCGAAGAGUGGAAGUGUUAGACAUGUAUAUAUUAUAGUACACAGAUAUAUUUCCUCUUGUAUAUCUAUUUUUCCCCUCGUAACCUCAUUCCUAUAACUAGCCAUUCGAAAUACCUAUUCUAGUUACCUCGUACACGCCUAUUUUCUUCUCCCUCUCACAAUCAAGUCUUAGGGUCGGAAAUCACUCGGGAAUCGUACGUACAGUCAGCCUUAUCGCCUUUCCUAUAGCCUCUUAUACACUCCCGUCUUGGCCUUCAUUGUGUGUGUGUAUGUGUGUUACGUACAUGUGUAGACCACCAUUCCUCAGUAGCCCUAGCUCUUGUGCGUGUGUGUGUGUGUGUGUGUGUGUGUGUGUGUGUGUGUGUUCUACUUUUACCUUUUCAUUAAUUAAGUUUCUAUGAAUAAAAAAAAGUUAGAUCUAAGUUCUGUUAUUUUGUUAUCUCUUGUUUUAUCAUAACCCACAAGUCAUCGUCGAUAGCAUUACUACUACUACUACUAUUACUACUACUAUUACUAUUACUACUACUACUACUAUUACUAUCACUACUACUACUACUACUACUACUACUACUACUACUACUACUACUACUACUACUACUACUAUACUGCUACUACUACUGCUACUAUAUUAAUUAAAGAAAUACCAAUGAUUUUUGUACUGCAAUCAAGACAGUUUUAUAAGGGUAACUAGAUUCAUAAAACACAGGAAGACAGAUAGAUACGUAGAGAUAAAUAGUUAAAUAUAAUUAGAUUAUUUGUUGCAUAUUUAAGCGAGAGAGAGAGAGAGAGAGAGAGAGAGAGAGAGAGAGAGAGAGAGAGAGAGAGAGAGAGAGAGAGAGAGAGAGAGAAUUUCCUUUGCAACAUGAUUAAGCACUAGCAUCUUCGUGUGUGUGUGUGUGUGUGUGUGUGUGUGUGUGUGUGUGUGUCACUUAAAAGCAAGUAAUAGUUAAUUACUAGUAAUAAUAUUAUUAGUAAUAAUAUUGUUAUCAUUGUCAUCUUCAUUGCCAUUGUCAUCAUCUAGUGGUUUUGUACAUCAUAAAUACAACUAUCGUAAAGUAUCUCUAUAGGUUAGAGGCACUGUCCGUUGACUUCACUCUUCAGUCUUGCCUAUCGACUCAUAAGACAACAAACAUGUACUACAUAUAUAUAGAAUAACUACAGUAUAUAUAUUUUGGACUCGCGUCGGCAUGCCCUCCACACAGAAAUGUUUAAUAUUAUGGCCCAGCAACUCUGUGGAUGAAAGGAGGUUGUGUCCUUCUUUACCCUUGCCGGGGUGAUCUUAUUAACACACCCAGGACGGACGACUGGGCUAUUCCGUUAUAUAUAUAAAAAAACAUGGCUUCUGGACGGUUAUAUUAUGAAUUUUAUUGCAUUUGUUUCGCUUUUUUUUUUCCUUGUUCAGGAGCACCUUACUUUAUUAUAGGUAUUAUUACCAGCAUAU